This is a messenger RNA of Dromiciops gliroides (monito del monte), 825 nucleotides long. It is a transcript of the gene PTRH2, whose product is annotated as peptidyl-tRNA hydrolase 2. The transcript is spliced from 2 exons. The coding region runs from base 163 to 684 and encodes 173 amino acids. Gene Ontology annotation, molecular function: peptidyl-tRNA hydrolase activity. Gene Ontology annotation, cellular component: mitochondrion; cytosol. The record is from RefSeq and is a predicted model, not a curated record. Gene Ontology annotation, biological process: positive regulation of anoikis; negative regulation of anoikis. Lineage: Eukaryota; Metazoa; Chordata; Mammalia; Microbiotheria; Microbiotheriidae.
UGGAGAGCGAAGGGCUGGGAUGAUUCAUCCCUCAAAACCUGUAGCCUUGCUCCCCGGAACUGGAUGUCGGCAUAACCCGGAAGAGAUAACCCACGCGGGAGGAAGACCGUGGUGGCCGUGCGGAGCUGAAGGAAACUUCAGAUAUCUUUCAAGUCCGUGAGCAUGGAUUACUUGGCUCACCCAGGCACACUCAGCCUGGCUGCUGGAGUUGCCUGUGGCAUAUGUUUGGGUUGGGGCCUCCGAGUCCGAUUUGGGAUGACUCCCAGAACCUCUGCAGUGAAUAAGAAAAGCCCAGAGACUGAGACUGAAGCCAGCAUCUUGGGAGAAAGUGGGGAGUUCAAGAUGAUUCUUGUGGUCCGAACUGACUUGAAGAUGGGGAAGGGAAAAGUGGCAGCUCAGUGUUCUCAUGCUGCUGUUUCUGCCUACAAACAAGUACAAAGGAGAAACCCCGAGCUUCUGAAACAGUGGGAAUACUGUGGUCAGCCCAAAGUGGUAGUCAAAGCUCCUGAUGAAGAGUCUCUGGCUGAAUUGCUUACUCACGCUAAAGUGCUAGGACUAACUGUGAGCUUAAUCCAAGAUGCUGGACGUACUCAGAUAGAACCAGGCUCUCGGACUGUCCUAGGGAUUGGCCCAGGACCAGCAGAUUUAAUUGACAAAGUUACCGGCCAUUUAAAACUUUAUUGAGCUGAAUUUUGUAUGGUGGUGGGGUGCAAUUAUUUUUAGACAACCUCCAUUGUGCUCUAACAAUAAAAGACAACUUGCUCUUAUAGCUGUUUUUUAAUGUUAGCAUUCUUGGAAUGAUAAUAAAGUUUGUUUUGGUUUUCA